AUGCCACGUAAUGAAAUUUCCGAUAUAACCAAAGAGCGUAUCUUGCAAUUUUUACAGAAGGGAUAUUCUCAAUUUCGAAUUGUGAAUAUUUUGAAACGUGAUGGAAUUUCUAUAGCACAAUCUUCGGUUUCACGUAUUAAUAGAAGUAUUGACCGUCAAAAAAAAUCCAAAUCGAAAAUUAAAAUUUGUCGAAGAAAACUAUCAGAAACAGCAUCAAAUAUUAAUAAAGUAAUAGCAAAAACUGAUGUCGAAGAUCCACCAACUCAGUAA
This is a messenger RNA of Adineta steineri, 270 nucleotides long. The record is from the annotation of a GenBank genome assembly. Lineage: Eukaryota; Metazoa; Rotifera; Eurotatoria; Adinetida; Adinetidae.